This is a messenger RNA of Psylliodes chrysocephalus, 1291 nucleotides long. NCBI's taxonomy places the organism in Eukaryota, Metazoa, Arthropoda, Insecta, Coleoptera, Chrysomelidae. The record is from the annotation of a GenBank genome assembly.
CACGAUUCUGACGUUGCGUAGAGAGAAGAAUGAAAUAGAGGUAUUUCCCCAUCCAGUUUUGAUACAAAUACAUGGCCAAUAAUUGGCUCAUUAUUGUAACGUUGAUCUUAACGAUGUUGUUUUUAUUUUUAUUAUUGAGUUUCGGUAUCGCGACAACCAUUGCCAAAGACGACAAAUUAAUAAAUGUCGUCUGCUAUUUCGUGAAUGGAUAUGGAGUUACCAUUGCCCCUCCAGAAACACUUGAUCCCAAAUUAUGCACACAUAUUCUAUACGCUUUCGUAAAUUUAGACAUUAGUGGGAAUUUAACAUAUCAAAGAAAAGAAGUUGAUAUAGACAAAGGAAUGUACAAACGAGUUGUUUCUUUAAAAAAAAUCAAUCCUGCACUCAAAGUUCUGCUAAGUGUAAGCGGUGACAAAAGUAUAUUUUCACGAGUUGCAAUGGACGAUGAGAAGAGGCAAAAUUUGGCGAAUAGCGCAGUGAAUUUUUGUAAAUCUUUCGGUUUCGACGGAUUGGACAUCGAUUGGGAAAAACCGAGUGAAGAGGAUGAGGAUAAUUUUGUAGAUUUGCUCAAAGAUUUGAGAAAUGCUCUAGACGAAGGAGGAUGGUUACUGAGCACUGCUGUUUAUCCGUAUCCGUACUCAGGUUAUAAUGCAACAGGAAUAACAAAAUACGUUCAUAUGCUAAAUGUGAUGUGCUACAACUAUUACGGUCCAUGGAGUCAAUACACAGGUUUCAACUCUCCUUUAUUUGGAUCUUCGAUAGAGAGUGACUACGAGAAAAGACAUCUUAAUAUUGCUAAUUCGAUAAAAAAUUGGAUAGAAGCCGGUGCAACAAAAGCCAAAAUUAAUGUUGGAAUACCAUUUUACGGACGUACUUUUACUCUAGUUAAUCCUCAAGACCAUGGAGUUCAUGCUCCGAUUCUUGGAGCUGGAAUACCUGCUUCUCCUUCUUAUAGCACAAUAUGCACAACUUUUAAUAAUUAUACAUAUGUAUGGGAUGAUGAACAAAAAGUUCCUUACAAAUAUUAUGGAUCGCAAUGGCUGACCUAUGAAAAUGAGCGAUCUAUUGCAAUAAAGACCAAAUAUAUCGUAUCCCAAAAUGUUGGAGGAAUUAUGAUUUGGCAAAUAGGCCAAGACGAUAUGAAAGGCGACUGUGGACAAAAACAAGGAUUACUCCGAAUUAUUAACGAUAAUUUGAAUGUUGAAAAUAUAACCACGAAUUAGAAGGAAAAAAAAUAUAUUUAUGUAUUAUAUUCUUACAGUAUUUGAUAUUUUUAAAUAGUAGGAAUUUU